Molecule: messenger RNA, 2502 nt
Organism: Ruditapes philippinarum (Manila clam)
Lineage: Eukaryota; Metazoa; Mollusca; Bivalvia; Venerida; Veneridae
Product: E3 ubiquitin-protein ligase TRIM33-like
Exons: 2
Coding region: 146-1219 (357 amino acids)
Molecular function (GO): zinc ion binding
Source: RefSeq, a predicted model, not a curated record
GUAACUUGUUAUCUUCAUUAUUUAAAAGUACAUGUAGUAUUGAACUGUGAGUUAAAGGGAAAAAUUGAUAAUCUAAUUUUCUUUUUCAACAAAACAAGAAUUAAAAACUGUUUAGGUAAACUUUGGAAUUGGUUUAAGGGAAAUCAUGUCUGUACCAGGUAAAAAAGCCACCAAGCCAUUUUCUUCUUCACCAACUUCUAUUGGUUCUGAUGAAGAUCUAAAACUAUACUGUCAGCCAUGUGAUCGAGAUGGACCUAGACUUCCUGCCCAUGGCUAUUGUACAAACUGUUCAGAGCAUUUGUGUAAAACAUGUUUUACAUUACACAGAAGACACACAUUGUCAAGACACCAUACUUUACUAGACAAAACCAACAUGCCUCAGACUCUGUCACAUACAACACCAAGACAACCAGAUAACUUCACAAAACCAUGUCCUAAACACAACAUUGAGAUGAUCAAGUUUUACUGCAAAGAUCAUAAGGCUCUACUUUGCAGUGUCUGUGUUACACUUGAGCAUACAGUAACAUCUUGCAAUGUCAACUAUAUACCUGACAUUUCAGGCAAGACCAUCGAUAGCACAGAAUAUCAAGAUGUAUUGAAAGAUUUGAACGACAUGACUGAGAGAUCAAGCAAAAUACUUCAAGACAUGAAGAAAAUGAAUGACUUAUCAAACAAGUCUUUGACAGAAGCAUUGACAGGCAUACUGAAAUUCCGAAAAGAAAUUAACCAAAGACUAGAUGAAUUGGAAAGACAAGUCAAAAAGGCUGCAAAAGUCAUCCAAGAGGACAAUAGCAAGAAUCUGAAGACUGUAGAAACAGCAUGUGGAGAUGUAUUUAAAUCAUUAAAGUCAUCCUCUGAUGUCAUUAAACAUCUCAACACUUCCAAACAAGCCAAUGAUUUGUUCAUGGAACUAAAACAUGCAGAACAGAUGAUAAAAGAAUAUGAACAGAGUGUUUCUAAGCUCUCAGAAUUUGAAGUCAAAGAAUAUAAUUUUGAACCAAAUGAGGUAAUAUCAAAUCUUCUCGAAAAAGCAAAGUCACUGGGAACACUGAAAUGUAGAAAAUUAUCUCCUGGUUUGAAGUACAGACGAUGUUCACAAAUGGAUAAAAUCUGUAUCGAAACAUCACAAGAUAGACAUAAUUGCUAUAUAACAGGAAUGACUCUCCUUACUCCUGAUCUUCUUAUCAUCACUGAUUAUGUAAACAGGGCCAUAAAAUAGUAGAAAUCAGUAGAAAGUCUGUACUAGUUCAGCAAUACAGUGAUAGUGAACCUUGGGAUGUCACAUUAGUUUCUAAAAAUGAAGUUGCUGUCACAUUGCCAAAAAAACAAACAAUUUGGUUCUUUUCUGUCUCUAGAAAUAAUCUCAGGCAUAAGCACACUCUACAGGUUGACGGAAAAUGUUAUGGUAUUAGCUGUCAUAAAGAUAAAAUGGUGGUGUCAUAUCGCAAUCCAGGUAAAGUUCAAAUACUUCUUAUCAAUGGCACUGUUUUACAGACAAUACAAGAUGAAAAUAGUUUUAUUAUUCCAGACUAUAUUACCACAAGUGACAAUUGUAUCUUUGUAUCUGAUUAUGAAAUGAAAACAGUUAUCAAGUUAAGCUGGCAGUGUGAGGUGACAGGUAAAUAUGUUUGUGCAGAUGUUUCACGUGGUUUGAUUAUGUCAGAUGAUGGGACUGUUUUUGUUUGUAAUAGUAACAAUACCAUAGAAGAGAUAUCAGAAGAUUGUAGUGAAGGACAAGUUGUUGUAAAGGAGAUUGAAAGGCCUCAAGCUGUCUAUUGGUCUGCUGGAACAUGUACGUUGUUCACAAGCAGCUGUUCCUUUCUUUCAGAUGAACAAAAUGUUAUCAACAUCUACAAAUUGUCUAAAAAAUGACAAAAAAAUUCUCUACAAGGACAAAUAAAAUAUUAACAAAUAUAUAACUAUUAACUUUUGUAUAGACUAGAAGGUACUAACUGUUGCUAUUUAAACUUAUUGUCAAACUUCAAACACUUGCUAUUAGAUUAUAAACAAUUUAGAACAUCUUGAAAUGUUGUUAAGAAAAAAAAUGAGUUCAACUCAUAUAUGUUUAUAUAAUUUUUAAUGUUCAUUCACCUUCAAGAAAGUUCUUUUCAUGUUCAUUCUAGAAUAUUAUUUCUCUAAGUAGUUUAGUAUUCUAGAUAAGUCUUUGAUAGUAUAUAUAUAUAUAUAUUAUGAAUGUUUGUACUUCGGCGAGUGUGUUAAUUUCUGACAUUGUGUGAUGCUGAUAUACUGAUUAUGUGCUUUUUUGAAGCUAACAUAAGAAUAUAUUAGUUUGGAUUCUGCAAUUGUUUUGGAUAUUCUGCUGUGGACAUUGGACAUUGAUUAAAUCUGAGUUGUGGACAAUUGAAUUUCGAACUGUGAGUUAAACUUUAGGACAUUUGUUAAAUUCGAGGUCUUGGAUAAUAGUGAGUUAAACUUUAUUUUCUUAUUUUUUUAUAUUAUUGUGAGUUACUUGUUUUUCUUUAAUUAAAAAUUGUAAAAUUU